AAUAUUUUAUAAACAGGCACAAAACCGGUCUUACUCUUGUCCUGUCCAUUAAACUGAAACGCCGUUUGAGCUGCGGAUUUUGCUACGCCACACUGGUCUCACAGGUCUGCAUAUACAUUUAUUUGAAUCGACGACUAGCAUUACCUUUAUUGCUCCAGCAGUGAACAAACGAAGAAAUGGCUUUCAACACAUCAGGAAACCGGUUUAAGGACAACUUCAAACCGAACCAAGGGCCCCUAUGGAAAGCAAAUUUGAAGUACGGCAAGGGCAAGUACCGCCCCCAGUACCCUGCUGACAUCGUAUAUGUUAAAGGAACCACCUUUGUAACUAUACCAUCACUGGGCAAACUGUUGGGAAGGUUUCCAAAUACCGCUGUUGGCCUUCAUCAUGUGUUUGAGUACCGCAGCCCCAGUAAGACUGUUCCACCACAUUACGAGUGUAAACUUUGCUCAGUAUUGCGCCUGCAGCAAGAUAUGUUCGCUCAUGUGAAAAGCUGGAAACACAACCUCAAAUACUUGGAAACAUUCCACCCUGACAAAGUCCCAAGCAGGAAUGAAGAUGCUGGCACAGACGCUGGUGUGAGAAAGAGGAUUAAAGAUGCUACGGAGGAAGUUGCAAAAUCUGAAGGGAUGGGACAAGUCAAGGUGGUCAUCAAAGAGCCCUUUAGAGUACCUGCUUUCAGAGGAGCCCGGACUGCUGUACCUAAGCCCUUGCCCUUUAUAGAUAACGGCAUGGGGCCAAAUGGACCACCACCUGCUCCAUUGUUGAAGGACCAAUCUUUUUGUGAAGAGUUACCUCCAAAUGAAGAUCCUUACGAUGAUUAUACAGAUGAAUAUGAUGAAACCAACUCAGAACCCUUUCCACCGAAACAACGUUUCCCGGAUCUGGAUACGUUUCAGGGUGACUUUGAGCCAUCCAAUUUCAAGCGUUCUAACUUUGAACGUUUUUCUCCCGAGCCACAAUUUCGAGAUCGGAGCCCUGGACCGUUUCCACAUGGGCCCAGAGGUGAUUUUAGGCCAAAUAAUCAGCGUGACCGCUUUGACUCUGGAAGGUUUCCUGAACAGUUCAAAGGCAUACAGAUGGGAGGCAAGUUAAUGGAUAGGCCAGUGGAGAAACCAUUUGGCAGGCGAAGCCCAAUGGCAUCGCCACCAGACAGAUUUGAUUCUAAUGAAUCAAAUCCAAAUCCACUGCUUCAUUACCUGGAUAAGUUCCAGAUAAAAAAUGAGAGCGAUGCGCAGUUGGUACUGAAGGUGACACAGAAACUAACCGAUCUACUGAUGGAGUACAGACUGACAACUAUAUCGCAAGACGGACCCAGUCGGAGUAUCUUGCCACUGACCUCAAGCUUCGAUUCACGACCCUCUUCCAAUUUGCCAAGAAGCAUGGACAGAUUCUCUCGGCCCUUUUCUAAAGGCCAAUCCCGAUUCCCGGAUGGGCCACGCAGAUUCUAGAGAUGAAGACAUUUCACACUAACCAUGCAGAAAUAGCAACCUAAUUUUUUAGGAAACUUUUAUUUGACUAUUUUCAAUGUUGUCUUUCCGAUGUAGAAAUAAAGUCUUUUUCAGUUCUAAAGUUUGGGUUUGUAAAUUGGUGUUGUGAAAUGAGUAAUAUUUUGCUUGAAAAUGUAAUUCAAAAAUGCUUUCAGUUCCUGCCUACCACAUGACAUAAUUUUCUAAUGUUUAAAACUGAAAAAUAGGAUUCUGCACUCAAAGGAAACAUUGCAGAAAUAUUAAAUAUAAAGAAAAACACGUUACAACGUAGUUCAAAAGAAUCAAACAGCAGUGAUCAUAUUCUCCAAUCACUUGAUGCUGCCCUUUACAGGGGAGCAGCAUAAAAGUUUUGAGAUGAGUACAGCACGUCCCUUCGCAGAGGAUAACCAAUGCCUUUGACCAUUGUUGUCUGCGUGUUGCUACAUUUUUGUUCAGAUAGCCGUUGCUGGAAAAGUACUGGGACCAAAACAGCCAUAUAGAUGCCAAUGGGCCACUGGUGUUUACCAUCUUAUGCUGCAUGGAGGCUGUGGUUCGCCAAACUGUUGAUCACAAGUCAAAGCGAAAAAUAUUUUUCUCAAUGGCUCGUAUCUUUAAAGUCAUUCUUGAGGCACUACCACACGAGUGUGUUAUGGUCGUAACUGUAAGAACAAGGGGUAUGUGAUGAUUUGUAAUCUAAAUAAAAUGAAUCUUUGAUCAA
Messenger RNA from Corythoichthys intestinalis (scribbled pipefish), 2187 nucleotides. RefSeq lists its product as uncharacterized. The record is from RefSeq and is a predicted model, not a curated record. The transcript has 12 exons. The coding region runs from base 177 to 1451 and encodes 424 amino acids. NCBI's taxonomy places the organism in Eukaryota, Metazoa, Chordata, Actinopteri, Syngnathiformes, Syngnathidae.